AUGUCGGCUCUUAUCCCACAACAUGUACGGGAUGGAUGCUCAACACCGGCCUUCGAAUUCAUCUUAGCCACUGUUUUUCACAGUAUCGCAAUGUACAAUGUCGUCGAACUAGAUUUAUGGAUCUGGAGUACCUUUGUGCGUAGGUCUGGGCUGUAUUUCUGGAGUUUCGUCAUUGCCACAAACGGAAUCAUUCUUUAUUCUGUCGGGUUCGUCUUGCUAGCCUACACCCUUCGAUCGCCAGAUUAUUACAUGAUAUUUCUUCUUGUUCUAGGGACAAUUCUCAUGGUUUCUGGUCAAUCUAUGGUGUUGUAUUCUCGUCUUCAUCUAGUAAGACAAGAACCCCUUCUUCUCCGAUCCGUUCUUCUUAUGAUCAUCAUUUUCGGGGCUGUUACACACAUUCCGACCAUGGUGUUUCAAUUUGGUACUACUGCGAAACCAUCCAACCUUAUCACAUGGUUCAAAGUUCUCUUCGUUUGGAGGAAAGUCGAAAUGAUGAUGUUUUGUAUCGAAGAGUCAAUUAUUUCGGGCUUAUAUAUCCACGCGGCCAUCAGCUUUUUUAGGCUCAAAUCAUCCGCUCACGGAAACCCGAGAAAGGACUUGGCUACACCCCUUCUAGUGGUCAAUGGAUUUGUUAUAUUUCUCGAUCUGACGUUACUUGCGUCACCUUUCGCCUCUUUACCUACGGCUCAGCCAGCAUACAGAGCACUCGUAUACAGCGUUAAGUUAAAGGUCGAAAUCAAAUUACUCAAUUCGCUCGUUAAGAUUACACAGCAUCCAACCGUCUUAACACUUCCGACUAUUCCACAAAGCUCAACGUCGGAAAUUCCAUUAGCAAAUGGUCAAGAGGCUUGA
Molecule: messenger RNA, 852 nt
Organism: Colletotrichum acutatum
Lineage: Eukaryota; Fungi; Ascomycota; Sordariomycetes; Glomerellales; Glomerellaceae
Exons: 1
Coding region: 1-852 (283 amino acids)
Source: RefSeq, a predicted model, not a curated record